Molecule: messenger RNA, 2070 nt
Organism: Erigeron canadensis
Lineage: Eukaryota; Viridiplantae; Streptophyta; Magnoliopsida; Asterales; Asteraceae
Product: pentatricopeptide repeat-containing protein At3g04760, chloroplastic
Exons: 1
Coding region: 122-1858 (578 amino acids)
Molecular function (GO): protein binding
Source: RefSeq, a predicted model, not a curated record
CACACACUUUUUCACAUACCCCCCUCUCUGCCACACACACACACACACACACACACACACACUUUGCAUUCUGCAGAAUGAAACCUGCCUGACUUUAAAUCUCUAGACCAACAUCCAGGCAAUGAUUUCUGCAGAAUUCUCACCAACAUUCUUUCCUUUCAACCCACAUCCAAAACAGAUCACGCAUUCUCCUCACCAUCACUCUCUUAUAACCUGCAAAAACCCAAACCCAAAUCCCAACACUAACCCAAAACAGAGCCUGACCCAUUCAAAUGUCAAAAUUUCUGCCAACUUAAAACCAGCCCACUUGCAGUCAUACACUUAUAAAGAAACCCAUUUCAUGAAACUGCUAAACAGGUCCUGCAAAGUAGGCAAAUAUGAUGAAGCACUUUAUUUCUUGGAACUUAUGGUUGGUAAAGGCUAUAAACCUGAUGUUAUUUUAUGUACAAAGCUCAUUAAAGGUUUCUUUAAUACUAAACGGGUCGAAAAGGCGGUCAAAGUUAUUCAGAUAUUGGAAACAUAUGGUGAAAUAGAUGUGUUUGCUUAUAAUGCAGUGAUCAGUGGUUUUUGUAAGUUGAAUCAGAUUGAUUCUGCUAACCGGGUUUUGGACCGAAUGAGGAAACAUGGGUUUUCGCCCGAUGUGGUUACUUAUAAUAUAUUGAUUGGUAGUUUAUGUAGCAGAGGGAAACUUGGGUUAGCUAUGAAAAUGUUGGAACAGUUGUUGCAGGAUAAUUGUAACCCGAGUGUUAUUACGUAUACGAUUUUGAUUGAGGCGACAAUACUUGAAGGUGGAAUUCAUGAAACAAUGAAGUUAUUAGAUGAAAUGUUGUCUAGAGGGCUUCAACCUGAUAUGUAUACUUAUAAUGCUAUAAUUAGAGGGUUAUGUAGAGAAGGAAUGAUGGAAAAAGCGUUUGAAUUCGUUAGGAGUUUGCCGUCUAAAGGGUGUAAACCUGAUGUGAUUUCUUAUAAUAUCUUGUUGAGAGCAUUGUUGAAUCAGAGGAAAUGGGGUGAUGGGGAGAGAUUAAUGGAGGAAAUGUUUUCAAGAAACUGUGAACCGAAUGCGGUUACUUAUAGUAUUUUGAUUAGUUCGUUGUGUCGUGAUGGAAAAGUGGAUGAAGCUUUGAACUUGUUGCAAAUUAUGGUAGAGACUGGACUUGUUCCUGAUGCUUUUACAUUUGACCCUUUGAUUUCUGCAUUUUGUAAAGAAGGCAGACUAGAUGUAGCGAUUAGUUUUUUGGAUUACAUGAUUUCGAGUGGUUGUUUACCCGAUAUUGUAAAUUACAACACGGUGUUAUCGGCUUUAUGUAAAAAUGGAAAUGCAGAGGAAGCUAUGAUGAUAUUUGAAAUAUUAGGCGAAACUGGGUGUCCACCUGAUGUAAGUAGUUAUAAUACAAUGAUAAGUGCUUUAUGGUAUAACAAAGAAAGGGAAAAGGCUUUGAAUUUGGUUUCAGAGAUGAUAAUGAAAGGUGUUGAGCCUGAUGAGAUCACAUAUAAUGCACUUAUUUCGUGUUUGUGUAGAGACCGGAUGGUGGAUGAGGCAAUCGGGCUGCUGGAAAGUAUGGAAUAUAACGGAUUUAUACCAAGUGUAAUAACUUACAAUAUUGUGCUUCUUGGGUUAUGUAAAGCGCAUAGAAUUGAUGAUGCAAUUCGUGUUUUAGAAGAAAUGGUGGAAAGGGGUUGUAAACCGAACCAAACGACCUAUAUUUUGUUGGUAGAAGGGGUCGGGUUUUCAGGUAGACGAGCUGAAGCAGUGAAUUUGGGUAAUUCCCUGUUCAAAAUGAAAGCAAUCUCAGAAGAAUCGAUGAAACGCCUGAGAAAGACUUUCCCCUUGCCAGACUCUCAAGAAAACUUGAUCUAAGAAUUACUGGUACAGUUGAAAAAGGACUAAUGAUCAACAAAGGUAUGCCAUUUAUAAAAGUUUUUUUUGUUGUUGAAGAACAGGGAAAAAUUGGAAAAAAAGCAUUAAAAUUUACCAGGCUUCAUGUAUGGAAUACGAGAAAAACAAGUAGAUAUCGGCAGUGAUGUACUGAAUUAACAUUCUUUUGCAGUUCUCUUCAGAGAGAUAUGACA